Cryphonectria parasitica EP155 is the source of this 741-nucleotide messenger RNA. RefSeq names its product NAD(P)-binding protein. The record is from RefSeq and is a predicted model, not a curated record. The transcript is spliced from 2 exons. Lineage: Eukaryota; Fungi; Ascomycota; Sordariomycetes; Diaporthales; Cryphonectriaceae. Gene Ontology annotation, molecular function: oxidoreductase activity. Bases 1 to 741 code for a protein of 246 amino acids.
AUGUCUCUCUCAGGCAAGGUCGCCAUCAUCACAGGUGGCAGCAAGGGAAUCGGCAAGGCCAUUGCUCAACGGCUGGCUAGCGAUGGGGCCUUUGUUGUGAUCAACUUCUCCAGCGAUGCACCCGCAGCAGAGCAGACGGUAAAGGAGAUAGGUGCAGACAAGGCCUACUCUGUGCAGGCCGACGUCGGGUCCGUGGACGGGGUUGACAAGCUCGUGAAAGCCACCGUCGACAAGUUUGGCAAGGUCGACGUUGUGGUUCCCAAUGCCGGCAUCAUGUGGAUGAAGACCGUUGCGUCCGCCUCGGAGGCCGACUUUGACAGGAUGUUCGCGCUGAACGUCAAGGGUCCUUACUUUCUAGCUCAGAAAGCUGUUCCUCAUAUGGGACCUGGCGGUCGGAUCAUUUUCGUCAGUACUGGCAUCAACAGGGCGACGACCGUGAUGCCGCCGUACACCCUCUACGCCGCCACAAAAGGCGCCAUUGACCAAAUGACCCGCACCAUGGCCAAAGACCUGGCUAGCAAGGGGAUCAACGUGAAUGCCAUCGCACCUGGGCCCACGGAGACAGAACUGUUCAUGAACGGGAAGAGCGAGGCGCUGGUGGAGGGCAUCAAGAAAAGCAGUCCCUUCAAUCGGCUUGGUCAACCUGGAGAUAUCGCCAAUGCGGUCGCGUUCUUGUGUGGCCAGGACAGUAACUGGGUCGCUGGACAGGUUCUCCAUACGAACGGCGGGGCAUUUGUCUAG